GACACGCCUGAGAUAACGCAGAGGAUGAUGUCGAAAAACGCGCGCUUUUCUUCCAACGUUCUGAAACAAAAAAAUGGGCCAUCCCAGGGCGAGCGACGAGUCAUGUACGGAGAUCACAUGUCGGAGGUGUCGGUGCGGUCUCAGCACGGUCGGUCGUUCACGUCUAUCCAGGUCUUUGAUGACAAUGACGAGUAUAAAAAGGGAGCCUACCUCUGCUCUCUUGCCAAGAAGUGUGGUCUUACCCUUAACUCGGGCAGAAGGCACAACACCUUGAGUGCUGAAUCAAGUACAUUCAGCAAGGAUUUCACUCAAAGUUUGAAAGAACAUCCUGAAUACCCUCAGGUUGUUACAGAAGUUCUGAAGGAAAUAAAGGAGUAUUUAGAUAACCCAGACAGGCUGCAAAAAGCACUCACGGUAACUUAUCAGAAUUCGAAUGACAGCAGUGGCACGCUGAAAAACCGAGACAGUGUGUUUCGUCUCUUUCUUCGUGUGGAACCACUGCAGUGGGGUCUGACAGAGCAGCUAUUGGAAAAAAUGGUGGAGGUGGCUGUUACUGACGAGUCACCAGCAAACACCUUCCAUGUCCAAGUGCUCAACCAGUUCAAGUGGCUGGAUGGUCUCGCAGGCACCAAGGCAUUCAUGAACAAAGUUUUUGACGAAGUCCUCCCUGUGAUUCCACUGCAUGUGCGUAAGGACCUUGUGCUUGCUCUGCCACACAUAUUAGAAGACUCUGAACACCUAGCUGCAGCUCGAAAACUUGGCGAGCUUUUUACCGAUGACAAGGAGCUUGGUCCUACUGUACUUGAAGCCCUCAGUAAUCUCUACGUGGAACCGGAAGUGAUAUCUGAGGUUCGUACUCGUGUGUUGACUGUGUUGAAGUCAUUAAAGCUCAGCCAGCUGCCACCAACCGUAAAAUUCGUGCUUUCCAACUGUACAGCCCUGGAAGCUUCGCAGGUAGUAUCUGAGCUGCGGGCCAACCUCGAACUCCGUCACCUUCUGCCAAUCACGUCUACACCCACUACUUUCAGUGCCGAGGAAGAUGAGGAGCUCCAAACACUAAUUGAAAUUUCCAAUGCCGUGCAGUUGCGCAGGUUUCUCCGCGAUGCUUGGCUGAAGGUCAUAGAGAAUGUCAAGGUUGCUGCUGAGCACAAGACUCUAGACAUCUUGUUUCUUGUCAUGCUGCACAAGUUCUUACCAAAACCCGAAGCCAAGUCUGUGGAAAGUUUGCUUCGCAAGAAAGUGCGCAGCGGCCAGUUUACGGGGAGCCUACUUGACCGGACCUUUGACUCGCACCCGCAGGUAAUGAAAGUGUACAGCCGCACUAUUAUGCACCUGGCUCAGGUGCUGCUCUGGUGUCCAGAACCGCAAGUUCUGAAGUUUGGAGAACGCGUGUACCAACGCAUGUUCGUCUGCUACGAAGGCACCACCAGAGAGGAAGUGGUGCUGAACCUUGUCACCCAUUUUGGAAGCGGUGUCACCUCACAAAUGGACGCUGCCUUUGAUUGUGCCUUGGAACUUGUUCGUCAGCACACGAUCCUCAUGGCCCCAUAUGGUGGUUUCUUCAAGAGCACCCUGGACAUACUGCGGAACCUCUCGCUGUGCCAGAUUCGCACACUUUUCCUGAUCAUUGCUCUCAUAGCCUACCGCGGAGGCCGACAGGGUGAAACCUAUCGAGACGAGUUACACAUGGUAAUACGCAAGAUGGUGAUGAAAUCUUGCCCCAGGUCUAAGAGGAUCGGUGUUGUUGCGGCGCUCAUGACAGUGAAAGCCAUGGCCUCGACCAAGGGAAUCAAGACGAGCGAAUCGCUUCAGCUGUCUGCGUCCACGUCAUCAAGCCACGCUACUCCUGAGGAACUUGUCCGAUCCGCAGUCGAGCUCCUUGAGCUCGUGAGAGCAUCAACUGCCUGCUGGCCUCAGGCUAUGUCUCUCUUUUACGACGAGCUCAGCCGUAUCGUCGUACGGGGAGAGCUCGGGCAGAGCAUUGAGACCUGGAUUAGCGACACCAUUAUCAAUGACUUUCAGGACGAUUACAUUGUUGACGUUAUACAAGGGGAACUGGAGCAAACUGAACCAGUUCGGAAUGAGUUGUGCUAUGGUUUGGACAACCUGCCUGAAGGAGCGAUUGCCCUCAAUUUGCUUCCUCUGCUUCUUAGCGAAAAGGCACAGCAGCAGCAACUCAAGCCCAAGAGCAAACACCGUUCUCUGCUCACGCUGUGCUCCCUGUUUCGUCUGCUGCGCAUUGCGGAGCAGACGACCAGUGGUGAGGCCCUGGAUGGCAUAGAUGCCCUCCUCGGAUGUCCGGUGAAAAUGCCCGCUUCUGAUGCGCGCAAUUCGUUUCACACACUUUCUAUGGAGCAGCGCAAUAUUGUUAUUUCUGCGGCCUUCUACUGUGUCAACUGGUUCCGAGAGCUUGUGAACGGGUUCUGUGCUCUGCGUGAUGAGCAGACGAGAUUGAAGAUGGUAGACCGAAUCCGCCGAAUUGUUGAGCUUCAAAAGUGCCUUGAGAAGUGGCUGCAAGGUGUGCCAGGCUAUCUGCCUCCACUGGCAGUGUUUGACAUCGAUGAUGCAGAUACCAAGCCUCCAGUAGUGAACAACCCAGUGGGAAAAAAGAAGCGCAAAGGAAAAGCAGCUGGAAAAGGCAAGAAGAGGAAGCUUUUCUCUGAUGAUGAAGACUCAGGCGAUGAGGCUGGCCCAUCCACCAGACCAGCUUCGUCUCCAGAUCCUGAUGAAGAUGGUGCGGAGAGUGGCAAUGAUGAUGAAGAGGCAGUUGAGCCUGAAGUGACUGCGAUGGGUUCUCUGUCUGCAUCUUGGCGACCCUUCCUGCGUGAACUUGACUUCGACGUCUUCGACAUUCUCAACGUUGGGCUGGUCACCAAUGGCAGUGAGAAAUCUUCUUCAAAGCUUACAACCACUGAGCUUCUGUUUGUGCUUGGAGAGCUCGCCGCCAAGCUGGACUGGGCUCUUCCCUCAAGUGGACCGAAGCGUGCGUUUCCGUUUAAGGCCAAGGUGCCACGUGAUGUUGGCUUCUCCAACUUGGCUCUCAGUCCCAAGCCAGAUGUGGUCAAGUUCAUGGUCAGUGUGGUUCCGCACCUGUGUUCUCUUCUGGAGGACGUCAGUGGGUACUUUCAGGACUUGAUAUCCCAAAAUGACGGCAUUGUCGAUGCGGCCUCUAUGUUCACGAGUACAGCCAAGGAGACAGCAUCUUGCAUGACUCUGUUGCUGACCUGUCUGAAUGCCUUCUUUUCAUGGAAUGGUUUUGAGACAAGUGACAACCGAGACCAGCUGUGUGAAGCAUUCCGUUCCAUAUCUGACCGCAUUGGAACAACACAGUUGACACAGGCCUACGUCAUGGCUCUGGGAAAACGGGCGUUCUCAUAUUUUGCCAAGUUUGCCGAGUCCGUGACAGACCCAGCGGGAGCAACAGCACUGCUUCGGCUUUUGGGAACAGUUGCUGAUCGUUCUCAGAUGUACUCACUUGAGCAGCGUGGCAUCCGUGAAGUCGCCGAGGGCUUCCUUCGGCGCAACUGGCUUUGUCGUGUUGGCACGUCAAACGUGCCUCAGAGGCCACAGGGAACACACUUCAACGAGUGCCUUCAGGUCAUGCUGAGCACAUUCCUGUCAGAGUCGGAGUGUGUACUUCAGAGCCUGCACGAACUUGCGACUGACUGCCUGCCCAGUAUUCUGGAAGAAUCGCCACCAGCCCAGCAGGAGGAAGAACAGUCAAAGCAGUUUCCUACACUCGACAAGUCUACUCUCAAUGUAUACUACAAGACAAUGUUCUCCAACCUGGCCGAUGGCGUCCAAAGCCUCUCUGUAAAAGUAGUGACGAACCAAGAGGAAAAGGUGCAGCAGCUUGAGAAGUGGACCCUAGCUGUCGAAAUAUUUCACAAGCUGGUGGAGGUCGUUAAGAAAUUACCUGUGCGGAAGAACCUGGCUGUUUGUUUGAAGUUUGGACGUCAGUUCUUGGAUUCCUUCCUGCGUAAUGGCAUGCCUCUGCUAGACUCUCUUUUCAAGUCCCACACUGCUGAAGUACAGGCUCUUCUAAAAAAUCUACAGCAAAGCACACGGUACCUCCAGCACAUCUGCAGUCACUCCAAGCUGGUGAAAGACGUGGCACUGACAGGGCAGGUGCCUGCAGUACGCAAGACGCUGGAAGUCUUCGUCUUUCGUGUCAAGGCUAUGCUCACUGUGAACCACUGCCGGGAAGCCUUCUGGGUGGGGAACCUCAAGAAUCGGGACCUGAAGGGGGAAGAAAUUCUGACGCAGCCAUUACCCGAGGACACGGAUGAAGAAAUGCCACCUGCGGAUGAUGCUGAAGAUGGAACGAUUCGGAUGCCUCCCACAACAGCGAAGAAAAUGAAGUUGACGAGCCCAUAGAACCGGAAGUCAGCGAGGAGUUUUAAGAGGCGGUGCCAUUUACUUUCCUUCAUUUGAAUGUUCAGUUUAUGAGUUGGAGUUUUAUUACACAAGUUACUGUAACAUAUUUUACUGUGUUCUGUUAAACUGACAAGUCAUCUUUCUCAGUUUAAGUUUUGACAAAGCUGUUUGAUGGUCAGUGUGGCUAUUUUUAUUGUACAUUAAUAAAAGAAUUGCUUCAUGUGGUAA
This is a messenger RNA of Rhipicephalus microplus (southern cattle tick), 4605 nucleotides long. RefSeq names its product Fanconi anemia complementation group D2 (gene Fancd2). Gene Ontology annotation, cellular component: nucleus; condensed chromosome. NCBI's taxonomy places the organism in Eukaryota, Metazoa, Arthropoda, Arachnida, Ixodida, Ixodidae. The record is from RefSeq and is a predicted model, not a curated record. Gene Ontology annotation, molecular function: DNA polymerase binding. Gene Ontology annotation, biological process: interstrand cross-link repair; mitotic intra-S DNA damage checkpoint signaling; double-strand break repair involved in meiotic recombination.